AUGGCAUCUAAAAAACCCAGAGUGAUGCAAAAGUUUAAUCGGAACUGGAUGGAGUAUUCUUCCUACAAGGCGUGGUUGAGACCUAGUAAUAAAGGUGAUUACUUUGCUUUUUGUACAUUUUGUAACACAGAUCUUUCAAUUGGAAGUGCUGGGAAGAAUGAUCUCUUUAGACACACAAAAACAAACAAACACAUAAAUUCAAGUCCUGGUGGAUCUAGCUCGCAAACAUUAUUGACAGAUUUAUUUUCAAACAAAAACAUUGAACCAGUCAAAAGAGGAGAGAUUUUGCUCGCAGCGUUUAUAGCUGAACAUAAUAUUCCCAUGAACGUUAUGGAACACUUGCCUCAAUUGCUAAAAAACGUGUGUCCCGAUUCACAAAUUGCAAAAAGUAUUAGUUGUGACAGAACAAAAACUUCAGCUAUUCUAAAGAAUGUGACUGGCAUAACUGCAAAACAGAUGUUAAUGGAAAAGUUACGAAACCUUAAAUUUUCUUUGAUCGUCGAUGAAAGCACUGAUAGGGGAUGUGUUAAGCGUUUAUGCAUAUUAGCACGAUUUUUUGAAAGCAAAGUGGAGGAUGCAUUUGUUUGUCUAAUACCCCUUGAAGAGGCUACUGGCCAACAUAUUAAAAAGGUUUUUAGUGACAAUAAAAUCCCAAUGGACAAUUUUAUCGGAUUUGCAGCUGAUGGUGCGAAUGCCAUGAUGGGACAGCACAAUUCAUUAUCAUCCCGUCUAGUUGCCGAAAACCCUCAUCUGUUUGUAUUGAAGUGUGUAUGUCACUCAUUCCAUCUUUGUGCAUCGUAUGCGUGUUUAAAAUUGUCAAGAGAGCCCGAAACUCUCAUAAGAGACAUUUAUAGUUAUUUUAAUAACAGCCCCAAAAGAACUGGAAUUCUAAAAGAGUUUCAGCAGUUCUUAGAUCUAAAGCCCCAUAAAAUACUUCAUCCUGCUCAAACUCGAUGGCUUUCGCUAAGAGCAGCAGUUUGCCGUAUUCUAGAACAGUAUGCCGCACUCAAAUUAUAUUUCACCGAAGCCGCUCUUACGGACCACUUGAAUGCUGAUUCCAUCUUGUUUAGAUUAAACAAUCCAUAUAAUAAGCUGUAUUUAGAGUUUUUGGAAUUUUCAUUAGAGUUAUUUAAUAAUAUGAAUAAGCUGAUGCAGUCAGAACGGCCGCAAAUUCAUAAAUUGCAUAACAAUAUGGUAACGGUUUAUAAAUCUUUAUUGGAAUGUUACAUGGACGACGAAUAUGUUUCGCGAACAGAAGCCGGAUUAAUUCAGAUUGACAAUCCACGUCAUUAUAAACCAAUAGAUAACCUUUACCUAGGAGCGAAGGUAUCAGCCUCCCUUGCCUCCACGAAUUCAAACACUUUAAACCAAGAUGAUAUUAAAGCAUUUAAACUCAAAUGUCUUGACUUCUUUAUUGAAGGGGCAAAGCAGAUCAAAAAAAGAUAUGAUUUCAGCAAUGAUGUCAUUAAAGAAAUGCAGUUUCUUGACCCACAUGUCGUCAAGUCUCGUAAAAUAAAUUCAUUGGUCGCUUUGGCUGUAAAGUUCCCAAAUUUGAUCUCAGUCAAUGAACUACAACAACUUGACACAGAGUGGCGGUUUUUGCGUAAUAAUAAAGACCUAGCCCCUGAUGAAUCAGAAGACGUCGAAACCUACUGGUGUAAAGUCACUGCAGCCCGUGACCCUGCUAACUACAGCAAUCAAUUGUACCCUACUCUGUCAAAAUUUGUUUCUGCGAUACUAAGUCUACCUCAUUCCAGUGCCGCCGUAGAGAGGAUCUUCUCUUCUAUAAAUUUGAUAAAAUCCAAACAACGCAAUAGACUUAAUACCACUACUAUCGAAGGUCUUUUACAUACAAAGCAACUGAUUGGUGCAAAACCUUGCUAUAGCCUCGAGGUUGAUAAUAAAUUACUGUUAAAAUUUAACAAAAAUAUGUAUGAUUGAAAAUAAUAAAGUAAUUUUUAGUGUGAUUAUUGCAAAUGUGUGAGUUAGAGUUGUUUGUUUAAAUUAAUAUUUAAAUUUUAUAGUACAUAUGUAAGUACUUCAGUACAUAAAAAGUCAAUUUUAUUAAUUUGUUGUUGCUUAUUUAAUACAUGAUUAAUAAUUCUA
This is a messenger RNA of Helicoverpa zea (corn earworm), 2106 nucleotides long. RefSeq lists its product as uncharacterized. The record is from RefSeq and is a predicted model, not a curated record. NCBI's taxonomy places the organism in Eukaryota, Metazoa, Arthropoda, Insecta, Lepidoptera, Noctuidae. The transcript has a single exon. Bases 1 to 1941 code for a protein of 646 amino acids. Gene Ontology annotation, molecular function: protein dimerization activity.